Messenger RNA from Echinops telfairi (small Madagascar hedgehog), 1150 nucleotides. RefSeq names its product Down syndrome cell adhesion molecule-like protein 1 homolog. Gene Ontology annotation, biological process: axon guidance; homophilic cell-cell adhesion; dendrite self-avoidance. The transcript is spliced from 7 exons. NCBI's taxonomy places the organism in Eukaryota, Metazoa, Chordata, Mammalia, Afrosoricida, Tenrecidae. Gene Ontology annotation, cellular component: axon; plasma membrane. Bases 104 to 1150 code for a protein of 348 amino acids. Gene Ontology annotation, molecular function: cell-cell adhesion mediator activity. The record is from RefSeq and is a predicted model, not a curated record.
GCCCCCAGAUCCGAGACGGGGGCGUGUACCGGUGCAUGGCUCGGAACUCGGUGGGCAGUGCUGAGUAUCAGGCGCGAAUAAACGUCCCCCCAGCAUCCGGGCAAUGAGGAACAUCACGGCAGUCGCCGGACGGGACACCCUUAUCAACUGCAGGGUGAUCGGCUACCCCUAUUACUCCAUCAAGUGGUACAAGGAUGCCCUGCUGCUGCCUGACAACCACAGGCAGGUGGUCUUCGAGAAUGGGACGCUCAAGCUGACCGACGUGCAGAAGGGCAUGGACGAGGGCGAAUACCUGUGCAGCGUCCUCAUCCAGCCCCAGCUCUCCAUCAGCCAGAGUGUCCACGUGGCCGUCAAAGUGCCCCCUCUAAUCCAGCCCUUUGAGUUCCCACCUGCCUCCAUCGGCCAGCUUCUCUACAUUCCCUGCGUGGUGUCCUCAGGGGACAUGCCCAUCCGCAUCACUUGGCGGAAGGACGGGCAGGUGAUCAUCUCAGGCUCCGGUGUGACCAUCGAGAGCAAGGAGUUCAUGAGCUCCCUGCAGAUCUCCAGUGUCUCGCUCAGGCACAACGGUAACUACACCUGCAUCGCCAGCAACGCAGCGGCCACCGUGAGCCGUGAGCGCCAGCUCAUCGUGCGCGUGCCCCCCCGAUUUGUGGUGCAGCCCAACAACCAGGAUGGCAUCUACGGCAAAGCUGGGGUGCUCAAUUGCUCCGUGGAUGGCUACCCCCCACCCAAAGUCAUGUGGAAGCAUGCCAAGGGGAGCGGGAACCCCCAGCAGUACCACCCAGUGCCCCUCACCGGACGCAUCCAGAUCCUGCCAAACAGCUCGCUGCUGAUCCGCCACGUCCUGGAGGAGGACAUUGGCUACUACCUCUGCCAGGCCAGCAACGGUGUGGGCACCGACAUCAGCAAGUCCAUGUUCCUCACCGUCAAGAUCCCGGCCAUGAUCACCUCCCACCCCAACACCACCAUCGCCAUCAAGGGCCACCCGAAGGAGCUGAACUGCACAGCGCGCGGCGAGCGGCCCAUCAUCAUCCGCUGGGAGAAGGGGGACACGGUCAUUGACCCCGACCGCGUGAUGCGCUACGCCAUCGCCACCAAGGACAACGGGGACGAGGUGGUGUCCACGCUGAAGUCUGCCCCUCCCCCAUGA